Messenger RNA from Rosa chinensis, 1283 nucleotides. RefSeq names its product GATA transcription factor 9. Gene Ontology annotation, cellular component: nucleus. The transcript has 2 exons. The record is from RefSeq and is a predicted model, not a curated record. Lineage: Eukaryota; Viridiplantae; Streptophyta; Magnoliopsida; Rosales; Rosaceae. Gene Ontology annotation, molecular function: zinc ion binding; sequence-specific DNA binding. Bases 115 to 1116 code for a protein of 333 amino acids. Gene Ontology annotation, biological process: positive regulation of DNA-templated transcription.
CACUCUCUCCCUCCCUCAUUCUCUCUCAGACACUUCACAAACAAGCCCAACAGACUCUGCUCUCUCCUUCUCCUUCUCUCAACUACUUGCGCUAAUUCCAAUACACAUUUCCCGAUGGAACUGCCGGAGUUUUACGUCGGCGGAUACUUCGACGGCCAGCUAUCCACCGAGAAGAGGCAGCUGGCGGACCAGAAGCCGGCCGGCGGCGAGCAAUUCACCAUCGACGACCUCCUCGACUUCUCCAACGAGGACGCUCUCGUCACCGACGGCUUCUUCGACAGCACCGUCGCCGGUAACUCCACCGACUCCUCCACCGUCACCGCCGUCGACAGCUGUAACUCCUCCGUCUCAGGCGGUGAGCCUCAAUUAUCCGGUAACCGGAGCUUCGGCGACUCUCAGUUCUCCGGCGACCUCUGCGUUCCGUACGACGACUUGGCUGAGCUGGAAUGGCUAUCGAACUUUGUGGAAGACUCGUUCUCAGUAGACAAAGACCUUCAAGCCCUUCAAAUCCUCUCCACAACCACCGCAAAACCCCAAACCCCCGAAACGUCCUCCUCCUCCGCCGAAACGCCGCAAAACCCGCCGCUCUUCCACCACGAGACUCCUCUCCCCGGCAAGGCCCGAAGCAAGCGCUCACGCGCUGCCCCCGGCGACUGGACCACGCGCCUCCUCCACCUCAUCACUCCCAACAACAGCAGCGAGCCCAAGCCGGCGCCCAAAACGACGACGUCGUCGCAGAAGAAGAGAGAAGGCGGCAACUGCAACUCGGGCUCGGACUCUUCGGGCCGGAAAUGCCUCCACUGCGCCUCGGAGAAGACGCCCCAGUGGCGGACCGGGCCCAUGGGCCCAAAGACGCUGUGCAACGCCUGUGGGGUCCGCUACAAGUCGGGUCGGCUGGUGCCCGAGUACCGACCCGCGGCGAGCCCGACAUUUGUGUCGGCCCGGCAUUCGAAUUCGCACCGGAAGGUUCUGGAGCUGCGGCGGCAGAAGGAGUUUCAGAGGUCACAUCAGCAUCAGUUUCUGAGCCCGAGUUCCAUUUUUGGCGUAUCCAACGGUGGUGGGGAUGAGUUCUUGAUCCACCACCGAGGUGCGAACGAUUUUCGACAGAUGAUGUAGGGAAUGCUAGAGUAGGGUAAGGUAGGGUGGACCUCUGAGGCUUUAACAAGAAUUUUCCAGCUUAAAUUAAAUUAAUUUGCUAAAUUUUGUUCUUAAAAAUUUGAAUUUGUAGUUAAAGGGUCAUUGAGCAAAAGUUGUAGAAUUGGGGGGAAAAAAAAAAGAAAAAA